ACACUUCAUUCACCACACCAACUCAUCAGCAUGCCUCGAUCAUCUCGCUCUGGCGGUGGCGGCCGUCCUUCAUCCGGCGGCUCGCGCUUCGGUGGCUCCUCCUCGGGCCCCUCGUCUUCAUUCGGCUCAGGCUCCCAGUCCCGCGGCGCCCACACUCAAGCUGGCACCUACCCUCAGUCCUACCAUCCCCCUGGACAGGGCGCCGGCGCUCGUACUGCUCCUCCGCCGCAACAGCAGGCAGCACCCGCUGCGGCCCCGACCUCAGGUGGCGGAGGUCUCUUUGGCCAGAUGGCCAGCACGGCAGCUGGCGUCGCUGUAGGCUCUACCGUAGGCCACGGACUCAGCAACAUGCUCUUCGGCGGCGGUGCACCUCGCGCCGCAGAACAGGUCCCGCCUGAGCACGCUCCUGCGGCCGACUUUGCGCAGGCCCAGGCUGAGGGACAACGUGUGGGUGGAAUUAACUGUGAGAUGCAGAGCAAGGACUUCCUGCGAUGCUUGGAGGGCACGGGCAACGAUGUCAACGCUUGUAGCUUCUACCUUGAGCAGCUCAAGCAGUGUCAAGCGGCCGCUAGGCCUUACUAAAGGCGCAUCGAGGGGAAAAGCUAAUCAUCACCACUCUUCUCGAAGUAAUACAAAGAUUGAAUUGAGCAGCG
This is a messenger RNA of Jaminaea rosea, 653 nucleotides long. RefSeq lists its product as hypothetical. The coding region runs from base 31 to 582 and encodes 183 amino acids. The transcript is spliced from 2 exons. Gene Ontology annotation, cellular component: nucleus; mitochondrion. Gene Ontology annotation, biological process: mitochondrion organization. The record is from RefSeq and is a predicted model, not a curated record. NCBI's taxonomy places the organism in Eukaryota, Fungi, Basidiomycota, Exobasidiomycetes, Microstromatales.